AUGUCUCAGCAAUGUACUCUGCCAGGGACCUCGCCCCCUGCCCCCAGUAAGGAGCCCCUCAAGCCUGUUUCUCCUCCCACUGAUAUCCAGCAGGAGCAAGUGAAGCAGCCAACUCCACUGCCUGCCCCAUGCCAGAAGGUAUCCUCGGAGUUCCCAGGGAAGGAUCCCAUGGAGCUCGGGAAGAAACACACAACUCCUGUGCAGGGGGUGCCCCAGAAAGAGUGUGAGCCACAGCAACAGGAGCCACAGCAGCAGGAACAGCAACAGCAGCAGCAGCAGCAGCAGCAGCAGCAGCAGCAGCAGCAGCAGAAAGAGUCACAGGAGAAGGAAAAGCAUGAACAGCAGCAGCAGCAGCAAGAGCCACAGGAGCAAGAAAAGCAUGUGGAACAGCAGCAGCAGAAAGAGUCACAGGAGAAGGAAAAGGAUGUGGAACAGCAGCAGCAGCAGCAAGAGCCACAGGAGCAAGAAAAGCAUGUGAAACAGCAGCAGCAGAAAGAGUCACAGGAGAAGGAACAGCAUGUAGAACAGCAGCAGCAGCAGCAAGAGUCACAGGAGCAAGAAAAGCAUGUGGAACAGCAGCAGCAGCAGAAAGAGUCACAGGAGCAAAAAAAGCAUGUGGAACAGCAGCAGCAGCAGCAAGAGCCACAGGAGCAAGAAAAGCAUGUGGAACAGCAGCAGCAGAAAGAGUCACAGGAGAAGGAAAAGGAUGUGGAACAGCAGCAGCAGCAGCAAGAGCCACAGGAGCAAGAAAAGCAUGUGAAACAGCAGCAGCAGAAAGAGUCACAGGAGAAGGAACAGCAUGUAGAACAGCAGCAGCAGCAGCAAGAGUCACAGGAGCAAGAAAAGCAUGUGGAACAGCAGCAGCAGCAGAAAGAGUCACAGGAGCAAAAAAAGCAUGUGGAACAGCAGCAGCAGCAGAAAGAGCCACAGGAGCAAGAAAAGCAUGUGGAACAGCAGCAGCAGAAAGAGUCACAGGAGAAGGAACAGCAUGUGAAACAGCUGAAACAGGAGAAGAAGGUCUUGGGCCAGCAGCUGGAUCAAGAGCUAGCAAAGAAAGAUGAGCAACUGGAAAAGAAAGGGGAGCAACUGCUGGAGCAGCAGGAGGGGCUGCUGAAGCAGCCUCUGCUUGUUCCAACUCCUGGCCAGGUCUAUGGGACAAACCCAGUCCAGCCACUGAAGGGAGAAGUCUUGCCCCCUAAAGAAGCAGGAGGUGUAGUGUCCCCCAAACAUAAGUAA
Lipotes vexillifer (Yangtze River dolphin) is the source of this 1236-nucleotide messenger RNA. RefSeq names its product involucrin. The coding region runs from base 1 to 1236 and encodes 411 amino acids. The record is from RefSeq and is a predicted model, not a curated record. Lineage: Eukaryota; Metazoa; Chordata; Mammalia; Artiodactyla; Lipotidae. The transcript has a single exon.